AUGUUCAAGCUCAUCGCAAUUCUUGUGCUACUGAUUUCCUUAGCUACCGCUGAAGACGGAGGUGGCUACAAGGAUCUACUGGCCAAGGAAUGGCCAGAAACUGAGAAUUCUGGCAGACAGGCAGGCAGAGUUCCGUGUCGAUGCCUCGCCGACAGGAUCACAAUCGGCUUCAGUACUUCUAAUGAAGCGGCAGCAAGACUGUUUGCAGCGUCGUCCUGUGUAUCUAGUUCCAGUUGCCCCUCGAACUUUCACUGCAGUAAUUGCCCUACUCGGAAUGUGUUGUGCGUUAAAAUUACCGUCUACGGAGGGCGAAUCUGGGUAUGCAGAGCUGACUGCAUCCAAGCUAAAAAGUCGUGCAGAAGAAUUCCUAGGUAAUUGAGCCCCUACCGAUGAUCAGCAACUUGAAUGAAUGAUACCAUGUCUUUCAUCUUUAGGUUUCCUUUGGUUGUUUAAUCAGGAUGUCGUCCGUCGAGUAAUAGACCGUGGUCGACUGAUUGCUAUGUUUGACGUAAAUGUGAGAUGUUGCAUGCGUGUGGCUGUGACUUUGUCGA
Messenger RNA from Chondrus crispus (carragheen), 551 nucleotides. RefSeq lists its product as hypothetical. The transcript is spliced from 2 exons. The coding region runs from base 1 to 375 and encodes 124 amino acids. The record is from RefSeq and is a predicted model, not a curated record. Lineage: Eukaryota; Rhodophyta; Florideophyceae; Gigartinales; Gigartinaceae.